CUUUCCCUUUAGUCCAGUCAACGAAAAGGUCCCCAUGAUCCUUCCGACCACAGAGGACGACCGGUAGUGGUGUGGGACAUAUAUAUGUCAGGGCUUUCGCUCUUCCCCAUGGCACGUUCUGCCUUACCUUUUCUCCUCUAGCUUCAUUCUGGAUCUUCUCCCCCAUUCCUGUCUUACUGACUGGUGGGUGACUGCUGGCUGGCUGGACCAACCCCCUUCUCGAAUCUGAGUAGCAGGGCUAGACUGGAUCUAUCAUGAAGGUCACCAUCAACGAGGGCGGUGUGCCCUCGUACUGGGGCACAAAUGGACGUGCUCUGGGCAUGCUGAUCACAGCUGUCGCAACCACUGACUUUUUGCUGUUCGGUUAUGACCAAGGUGUCAUGUCCGGUAUCAUCUCUUCUCCCGCUUUCACUGGUGAUUUCCCCGAGGUCGAAGGUGAUUCCACCUACGAAGGUUUCGUCGUCUCGAUCUACGCUGUCGGCUGCUUCCUCGGUGCCUGCUUUAUCCUGACUUUUGGUGACAAACUUGGACGACGAAACUCCAUCUUCCUGGGCGCAUCGGUUAUGAUCGUUGGUGUCAUCAUCCAGCUUGCUUGUGUCCCUCCGAACAGUGGUGCUACUGCGCAAUUCAUUAUUGGAAGAUGCAUUACAGGGAUUGGCAACGGAAUCAAUACCUCGACCGUCCCGACAUACCAGGCCGAAUGCAGUAAAUCACACAACCGCGGCAAGCUGAUCUGUAUUGAGGGCGGUAACGUUGCCAUCGGCACGCUUAUUGCCUACUGGAUUGACUACGGAUGUCUUUACGGCCCUGAUGACAUGGUUUGGCGAUUCCCUAUCGCAUUCCAAUGCGUCUUCGCUUUCAUCGUUAUCGUCCUCAUGCUGCGCCUUCCGGAAUCUCCUCGCUGGUUACUCACUCAUGACCGCCAAGAAGAAGCCGCUACUGUACUUGCCGCGCUGGAUGGACAAUCACGCGACAGCGUUGAGGUCCGCACUCACAUGUCUGUCAUCUUGGACUCCAUCCGCGCUGCUGGCCAUAAGGGAGGUGUCACACCAAUCUCGGCACUCUUCACCAAUGGAAAGACUCAGCACUUCCGUCGUCUCUUGCUCGGAGCUUCGUCGCAGAUGAUGCAGCAGCUGUCUGGUUGCAACGCCGUCAUCUACUACUUCCCGAUUCUGUUCCAGGAUGCCAUUGGUGUCUCCCACAACUUGGCUCUUUUGCUUGGUGGUAUCAACAUGGUUGUCUACUCGAUCUUUGCCACCACAUCGUGGUUCGCUGUCGAGCGUAUCGGACGCCGAAAAUUGUUCUUGAUCGGAACUGUUGGACAGUGCUUGUCCAUGGUUAUUGCCUUCGGAGCUCUGAUUCCUGACACUGAGGAAGCUGCCAAGGGUGCAGCUGUCGGUCUCUUCACAUACAUUGCCUUCUUUGGUGCCACCUGGUUGCCUCUGCCAUGGCUGUACCCAGCUGAGAUCAACCCUCUGAAGACUCGCGCAAAGGCUAACGCUGUCUCCACGGUCUCCAACUGGCUCUGGAACUUCUUCAUUGUCAUGAUCACGCCUGUGCUCAUUGACUCCAUCGGAUGGGGAACGUACCUCUUCUUCGCCGUGCUGAACGCCAUCUUCUUCCCGAUCAUCUACUUCUUCUACCCAGAGACCAGCCAGCGCACACUGGAGGAGAUUGACCUCAUCUUCGCCAAGGGCUACACGGAAAAGAUCAACUAUGUCACCGCUGCUAAGCAAUUGCCGCGCAUGACCCAAGAGGAGAUCGACCAGAAGGCACGCGAAUAUGGCGCCAUCGACUCGGACGAGGAGACUGGCAGUGGCAGCGACUUCAAGGCCGACAAGGACGACGAGAAGUCCGGUCCUACGAUGAGAGAGGGUGGCAUGGCGUGAGCAUGAGACUUGUGCAGUACGAGUGAGAGAAUCAAAAUUGUUGAAUGCGGAUGCGAUGAGCGCUUGAGGCGCUUUUGAAAUGAUUGUUAUGUCGCACGAACCAGAGAGUUCGACGGCGUUCCUUGCAUGACAAUGAUAAAGCACAGUAUCAUGAUAGAGGGGAGGUGGCAACGAGGGCAUUUCGCGAAAUGAUACCCGCCCUCGCCAUCUCGCGAUAGAGAUAGACGUAUAGAAGAAUAGAGCUCUCUUUCAACCUUGGGAAGCAUGAGUACAUGAAUGAUUGAGUACUUCUCGACAUUGAUUCUUGUGCCUCUUGUGAUGGAAAUUUUAGAUGGACGCUACGAGGCCGUUUUUCUCAACCGCAGUUCGCAGAUGGGCUUGCAGUGUGUGGGAUGAUGUACUUGGUGCUACGUGUUCGCAUGUGAUGUCGUCAGGCUGCCUAUUUGGUUCUGGUCGUGUAUCGUCUCUGCCUGAUCGGAGAAUAUGGAAAUGCGCAGUGAGAAUGGGAGCCUAGAAAUGCUAGUUGUCCAGUAGUGGGAUGAAAAUAGUUCGGUGCCUUGGGGUGGAUGUCGG
This is a messenger RNA of Cercospora beticola, 2462 nucleotides long. RefSeq names its product sugar porter family MFS transporter. Gene Ontology annotation, cellular component: membrane. Lineage: Eukaryota; Fungi; Ascomycota; Dothideomycetes; Mycosphaerellales; Mycosphaerellaceae. Gene Ontology annotation, molecular function: carbohydrate:proton symporter activity. Gene Ontology annotation, biological process: glycerol transmembrane transport. The record is from RefSeq and is a predicted model, not a curated record.